Mustela lutreola (European mink) is the source of this 5484-nucleotide messenger RNA. Its product is annotated as zinc finger protein 420-like. NCBI's taxonomy places the organism in Eukaryota, Metazoa, Chordata, Mammalia, Carnivora, Mustelidae. Gene Ontology annotation, cellular component: nucleus. The record is from RefSeq and is a predicted model, not a curated record. The transcript has 7 exons. Gene Ontology annotation, molecular function: RNA polymerase II transcription regulatory region sequence-specific DNA binding; DNA-binding transcription factor activity, RNA polymerase II-specific. Bases 191 to 1738 code for a protein of 515 amino acids. Gene Ontology annotation, biological process: regulation of transcription by RNA polymerase II.
CGUCACUUCCUUCUGAGGUGGUCGGCGCCGCUAUGCUGGAGCGAACUGCACAGCGCCCCGGCGGAGGAAGCGCGGCCGGUGUGUUCGCUCCGGUGAGGCGGACCGGGAGCCUGACGCCGGGGAAGCUGACGGACUGCACUUCUCCGUGAGGAGAAGCCAGAGGAGGACUCAUAAGUUGCAGUUCUAAGACAUGCCUUGUAGAUUGGUGUUGUUCAAAGAUGUGGCCGUAGACUUUUCCCAGGAGGAGUGGGAGUGCCUGGACUUGGAACAAAAGGACUUGUACAGAGAUGUGAUGUUAGAAAACUAUAGCAACCUGGUCUCACUGGCAGGAUUUUCCAUUUCUAAAGCAGAUGUGCUUUCCUUAUUGAAGCAAGGGAAAGAGCCCUGGAAGGUUGUGCAGGAUGUGUCAAGAAAUCAGAGUUCAGACUGGGAAUCCAGGUGUGAGACCAAAAAGCUAUCCUCAAAGAGAGGAAUUUAUGAAAUAGAAUCAUCUCAAUGGGAGAUAAUAGAACAGCUUACAAGACAUAAGUGUAAAAGUUUUCGAGAUUAUAGGGAAUGCAAAGACCAGGUUGAAAGCCAAUUAGGAAAUAAAGAGGGACUUUUCAGGCAACUAUUAAUCACUUGUAAAGAAAUUCCCAAUUUUAGCCAGACCACAUCCCUUACAUUAAAACGAAGAAUUCAUUUUCCUGAGAAAUUCUAUGAAUGUAAAGCAUGCAGAAAAUACUUUAUCCAUGGCUUUCAACUUACAGAACAUCAGCAAGAUCAUUCAGAUGAAAAAUUCUAUGAAUGUAAAGAAUGUGGAAAGGCCUUUAUUCAGAGCUCAGAACUUAUUUAUCAUCAGAGAGUUCAUGUUAAGAAACCCUAUGAAUGUAAAGAAUGUGGAAAAACCUUUAUUUGUGCCUCACAGCUUACUUAUCAUCAAAGAGUUCAUACUGGGGAGAAACCUUAUAAAUGUAAGGAGUGUGGGAAGGCCUUUAUUCGUGGCUCUCAUCUUACCCAGCAUCAAAGAAUUCAUACUGGUGAAAGACCCUAUGAAUGUAAUGAAUGUGGGAAGGCCUUUUUUCGUGGAUCUCAACUUACUUACCAUCAGAGAGUUCAUACUGCAGAGAAACCCUAUCAAUGUAAAGAGUGUGGAAAGGCCUUUAUUCGUGGCUCCCAACUUACAGAACAUCAGAGAAUUCAUACAGGUGAGAAACCCUAUAAAUGUAAGAAAUGUGGGAAAGCCUUUAGUUAUGGCUCACAGCUUACUCUACAUCACAGACUUCAUACUGGCGAAAAACCCUAUAAGUGUAAAGAUUGUGAGAUGUCCUUUAUUCGUGGCUCCCAACUUACUGAACAUCAGAGGAUUCAUACAGGUAGGAAACCACAUGAAUGUAAGCAAUGUGGAAAGGCCUUUAACUAUGGCUCACAGCUUAUUCGUCAUCAGAGGAUUCAUACUGGUGAAAAACCCUAUGAAUGUCAAGAAUGUGGGAAAUCAUUUAUUCGUGGCUCACAACUUACCGAACAUCAAAAAAUUCACACUGGUGAAAAACCUUUUGAAUGUAAGGAAUGUGGGAAAGCCUUUAUUCGUGGCUCACAUCUUACUCAGCAUCAGAGGAUUCAUACUGGUGAAAAACCCUAUGAAUGUAAAGAGUGUGGUAAGGCCUUUAUUUAUAGCUCACAAUUGACUCAACAUCAGAGAAUUCAUACAGGGUCACUGCAUGGACAUCAGUCUGCAACUUUCCUGCAACAUACAUAAUGGACAUCUUUCCAGAGAGCGAGAGGGAACACAAACCUCGGGAGUGGGAGAGGGAGAAGAAGGCUCCCCACCAAGCAGAGAGCCCAAUGCGGGUCUUGAUCCUAUGACCCUGGGAUCAUGACCUAUGCCGAAGGCAGACACCUAACAACUGAGCCAUCCAAGCGCCCCAACUUUUAAAAUCUUGUAUCUCUUAAAUUCUGAAGACUUAGAGUUUCAGCUAACAUUUUUCCCUUAGUAUCUUAUUUAGCAUCUUAUUUUUCUUUAGUAUCUUGUUAGAUACCUUCUUACCCAUAGGUAUUCAGUAUCUACCACACUCAGGUUCAGAAAUGUGUUUCUACUUCUUCUCUACCACAAAUGCUACAGUUAAUAUCCCUGUUGAUGUCUUCUGGCUCAUAUGUGGAGAAGUGUCCUCUUGCAUAGCGGAGAAGUAGGAUAACUUUGUAUGUAUGUUUCUAACUGUGCCCAUGAAAAUUGUUUAUUCUCCCCUGAGACUGAUUAGCUUUAUAAAUGAGACAAGAUAAACUAUAUAAUGAAUUUUUAAAAUUUUAUAUACUAAUUUGUUUUUCCUUUGAAAGAGUCAAAUUUAAAGCUUAAUUCGAAAUUAUUUCUUCUGUAUAUUCUAAUUGCAGUUUUCUCUUCGUCUUACUAAUUUAUAUUUUUUCCUGACUGAUUUCUAUCCACUUAAAGAGUUUUUCAUCUUAUUGUUGAGAUUAUUGACCUACUUUAUCUGCAGUGUGGAGUAAAACAGUAGAAACAAACAAAAAAACCCAACAUACCCCACAUGAUUUAAACUCACUUUGGACUUAAUCAUUUCUUCCUGGGAGAGCGUAGCAACCUGAAAUGGCCAAGGUGGGUGAUGGGUGAAAAGAAGCAGUGAAAAAUCAAGCUUACUUAGUAGCUCCAGACAAGUAACACUAGAAAUCUCCAAAUAAAUAAGGUCAAGUACCCUGUGGGAGAAAAAUCUUAAGUUUCAUCAAAAGCCAAGAAUAACCACAGUUUGGAGGCACUAAUAUAUACAAGCAUGACUGACAAAAACCUAUGGAGCUUCAUUGUGAAUUUUAAAAACAAUUUUAAGAUUAGAAGUAUAAUUCAUAAGUAUUCAAGGUAUUUUUAAAGAACAUCCUACACUUUUUCUUUUUUUAAGGAUUUUAUUUAUUUAUUUAUUUGGCAGAGACAUAGUGGGAGAGAGAACCCAAGCAGGGGGAGUGGGAAAGGGAGAAGUAGGCUUCCGCUGAGCAGGAAGCCUGAUGCAGGGCUCGAUCCCAGGACUCUGGGAUCCCGACCUGAGCUGAAGGCAGAGGCUUAACAACUGACCCACCCAGGCGCCCCCAUACUUUUUUUUUCUCAUCCAAUCUCAAACUUAGAGAAAAGUUGCAAAUUUGGUGCAAAGAACUUUUCCCCCCUGAACCAUAUGAAAGUAAAUUGCUGACUUAAUGCCACAUUACCCUGAAGGUGCUGGGUAUUUCCUACAAACAAAGACAUGUCCCAAAAUAUAGAAUCAUGUAUACAUAUAACCGAAAUACAGAAUCAGAAUCAAGAAGUUAACAUUAAAGGGCACCUGGGUAGCUCAGUUGGUUAAAUGUCUGCCUUUAGUUUAGGUCAUGAUCCUGAGGUCCUGGUAUCAAGCCCUGAGUCGGGCUCCUGGCUCAGCCAGGAGUCUGCUUCUCUGUCCCCCUCUGCCCCUCUCCCCUGCUCAUGCAAAUCUUAAAAAAAGAAAUUAACAUUAAUACAUUAGAUCCCAUCCAGGUUUUACCAAGUGUGCCAAUGUCAUUUGCACUAAAGAAUCCAGUUCAGAAUCACACACAAUGUUGAAAUGUCAUGUCUCUUUAAUCUCCUUUAGUCUGAAAGUUUUUGUCUUGCUUUGACUUUUAUAAUCUUGACACUUUUGAUGAUUGUAAGUCAGUCUUUGGAAAAUGUCUCCAAUUUGGUUUUCUUUGAUGUUUCUGCAUAAGCAGGUUAUGCAUUUUGGAAGGUUGCCAACAGAACUGAUGGUGUGUUCUUCUCAGGGCAUAUCAGGAGGCACAUGAUGACCCAUUACUGGUGCUAUUCUUUUAAUCAGGUAAUAAGGCAUAUCUGCCAGCCUUCUCCACUGUAAAAUUAGUCUUUUCCCCUUUGUAAUUAUUAAGGAUUUUAUGGGAGGGGAUAUUCUGAGACGAUAUAAACAUCCCAUCCUUCAGCAAAAUUUCAGUUGAUUAAUUUGUAUCAACAUGGACAUGUCAUCUAUUUCAUUCAAAGUUUAUAUUACUAUUAGGUUUGUCUCAGAUUUGGCACAUGGAAACCCCUUCAAUCCAGCCUCUAUGGCCUUUUUUUUUUUUUUAAGAGUUUCUUUGUUAGAAUGAGCAUGAGCAAGGGGGAGGGAGAAUCUCCAAAAGACCCCACACCCAGCACAGAUCCCGAUGCAGUGCCUGAUCCAAGGACCUUGAGAGCAGACCUUAGCUGAAAUCAAGUCAGAUGCUUUUUUUUUUUUUUUUUAAUUUUCUUUCUUUCUUUUAGAUUUUAUUUAUUUGACAGUGAGAGAGGGAACAAGCAGGGAGGGUGGGAGAGGGAGACGCUGGCCUCCCGCCAAGCAGGCAGCCCACAUGGGCUCGAUCCCAGAACCCCGAGAUCAUGACCUAAGCCAAAGGCAGAUGCUUAACAACUGAGCCACCCAGGCGCCCCAAGAGUCAGAUACUUAACCAAAUAAGCCACCCAGGUGACCCUCUGUAGCCUUUUAAUAACCAGUCCCUAUCAUUCCUGAUAAGUGAAUGUGUCCUCACUUUAACAUAAAAGAUGUUCUAGGUUCAUUUUCUAUUUGCUCUGCCCUAAGACUGAAAUCAAUCAUUUCUUGAAAGAGCCCUGGUUUCUAUUAAUGAGUAUUUGGAGGCCAUGAUCUGGGUACCAGCAUGCUUAUUGCUACUGCAGUGCCACUGUUCCCAGGCCCAAGUGGACAAAGCUAAUGAAUAUAAAUACACACACAGAAUGCAUACACAUAUUUAUAUCUAUACUUAUUUUUAUAUCUAUAUAUAAUGAAAAUAAGUUUGCAUGAGUAUAAUUCUAAUCUAAAAUCACUGAGUUCAUUCUAGUUGUAUCCCUUUUCAUCUGUGUAACUCCCUUCGCUGAUGGAAGAAAUGUUCAUUUUAUUAUCCUUAAAUAUAUAGUUAUGUGCAUAUAAAAUAUAUUUGAUUAAUCUUCCUGGAGAUAAUCAAUAUCUCAUUGCCACUGCCAUACUCUCCCUGGACAGAUACUCUUCACCAUGCUCAGGCCCUCACACAGUUCUGUACGGCCAUCAUGGCUUUACUGAGGUGUAUGCCUACCAUGCUCAGUUCUGCCAAAUGGCUUUAGGAUUAAAUUGUUAGGAAGAAAAAGAAAAGUAAAGAUUCUUUCCCAUCUAGGUCAGAGGGAUGUGAUGUGAAAGGGACGAAACCCACUGUUGCUGGCUUUAAAGAUGGAGGGAGGGGGCCAUGAGCUAAGGUAUAUGGCAGCCUCUAGGCUGGUGACCGUUCUCAGCUUAUAGCGAACAAAUGAAGAGCUCAGAUCUACAGAUAGAACUAAAUUUUGCCAGUAACCCAAAUAAGCAGGAAACAGAUUCUCCCCAAAGCCUCCAGAAAAUAAUACAGCUCUGCUGAUAAUUUGAUUUUAGUGUGGUGAGACCCAUUCUGGACUUGUGACCUAUGGAACUCUUAAGAUAAUAAAUUUGUGGGUUUUUUUUUUCCCAAGUCACAAAAUUUGUGGGAAUUGGUCACAGCAGCAGGGGAAGACUAAUAUAA